CAAUGACAACCGCUCUCAUCACGUUUAUUCUCGCCAACAACGCCUACGCCGCACCGAUCCUCCCCUAUCCACCUCUCAACGCCACCAGUUUGUCGAUAAACAUAUCGGAAGCAUGCAAUGACCUUCGGAAUUGCCGUACCAUGUGGAAUCUCGUUUACAGCUGUCUUCUGACAAUAUUUAUUUGCGUAUGGACGGCUGUACACCCGGAAGUGGUGGAAGAGGACAGGGGCCGUAUGGAUCUGAUAGGGUUAAUUGUGGGGGGACGUGAUCGUUUCGGCUUAAUGAGGAGUUCCCUGAUUUUCCCAGAAGUUGUUGUUGCUAUGGCAUGGUAUGAAUUCUCAUUUGCCUGGAAAAUAUCAAGGGAAUGUGAAAAUGUCGAAGGGUGGACACUUGUGCAUUCAUACUUUCUCAUUAUGGGAGGUUUCAUUGACCCAACGACACGUUUCUUUCGUCGACGUGAUCCCUCUUUCUUUGGCCAAUACCCUGGCAUCAUUCGGAAGACGGGAAAUCGUCAGGCUGUUGCGGUGACGAGGCAGGAAAUUCUCCGCAAAACCAAAGGCGAUUUUUUAUCCAAGUCUAUUGUAUCUCUUCAAUUGCUGUGGUUCAUCGUUCAAUAUGUGGGGCGAUGGAUCGGACAUCUGCACAUAUCACAGCUUGAGACGAUGACGCUUGGAUACUCCGCGCUGAGCAUUAUUAUCUGUGCGUUGUGGUGGCAUAAGCCUCUUGAUGUCCGUUCGCCAAUUCAAGUGACAAAAGAGGACACACCUCACGUUCCGACUUCCGAGGCCGAUGUCACUCAAGUGCCUCUUGAAGUAGAGAAUGAGGCACAUUCGCCUUCACUUGCGGCCAGAGCCAUUGGCCGAGCUUGUGACGCAUUUGUUGAAUUGGAUGGAGGAUGGAUACUUAUAAUCACCGGCGCGAUCUUCGGCGGAAUUCACUGUUCUGCGUGGUCCUUCCCUUUUCCGACACACGCGGAAUCACUUAUAUGGCGCAUUUGUGCAGUAUAUAUUACUGUAGCUCCUGCUCUUGGCUUCGGUGCAUUCGUAAUACUGAGUAGCGAUUUCGACAAAUGGGCUGGUUGGGCCACUGGGACCAUUUAUGUCGUUGCCUGGGUCAUCCUCUUCACACUGACGUUCACAUCCCUCCGCUCUCCUUCUCCUUCUCUAUAUCGAACGCCAUCUUGGUCUUCCUUUAUUCCCCAUCUCGGAUAAGAUGUAUAUAUUUUUCGUCAUCUCACCUGUUUUGUGAUUGGAGGACAAGGGCUUGGUCAGGGGAAAAGGGCGGCAAGCUAGAUGGAUUUAGCUACAAAUUUGCAUUAGUGAUCCGCACCCAGGACACAGAUGCUCUAUAUAUAAGCACACAUACGGA
Molecule: messenger RNA, 1368 nt
Organism: Cantharellus anzutake
Lineage: Eukaryota; Fungi; Basidiomycota; Agaricomycetes; Cantharellales; Hydnaceae
Exons: 2
Source: RefSeq, a predicted model, not a curated record